UUAAAGGUCAAGGUCGCCUAUUUAUAAUUGACUAAACACGUAAGGCAACAACGAGGUUGAAGAUAGACUAGAGUGAUUAUUGUAGCAUUUAAUCGUAAGAACGUCUGAUCCGUAAGCUGAACAAACAUGUCCAAUGCCGUCAACUUCCGGUUGGAGUUUGUAAACGGCGAUAUAACCAAUCAAAAGGCAGACGCCAUUGUUAGUUCCACACUCAGCCACAAGCAGAUGUCAAAGUGCUUGCUGUCUGGCCAAGUGCUAAAGAAGGCUGGAACUGAAGUACAGAACGCUCUAAAUGCGAGACCAGGGGAGCUAACUUUCGGUCAAGUGAUCAACACAACACCAGGUAACCUCAGAGACCGUGUGCGCAGCAUCAUGUUCGUCUGUCUGAUGGCUUGGCAGGACGGCAACGAUGAGGGACUGUUCUCCAGUGUGCUUGAAUGCCUGAACAUAGCCUCUGAACAGAAUUACAAAAGCAUUGCAUUACCAGCACUAGGCAUGGGUGGGUUCAAGUACCCACAAUGGGCAGUCGCCGAGGCCACACUCAAAGCCAUCGUCUCGUACUUCGUUGCGUGUGAAGCUACGUCCCUGAAAACUGUAUACAUUGUUCUUCCCCUUUACGACAUAACUCAACAAGCGUCGAUACAGGUUUUCCUCCAAAUGGCAAAGAUGUUUUUGUCUGGAAUGAACUUCUUAAGCCCAGAGGAUUCAAAGAAAUUCAGGACUGAUAUAUCUGGCUUGACCGCCUUCGAAGGCAUAGAGAGACAAAGACUACAGACAGCUGGUAUAAACAUCAGGGCGCCCAAGAUUGAAGAAAAGGACACGGGAGACUCCACCGUCUCACUCUCUUUGUCUUCAGGCGAUACUGACUCUGCCUUAGAUUACAACGUGACAACCAGCGCUGAUUGGAAAAGUUUGUCCUUCACUGCUAAAGGUACCUUGACCGUGAAUGGGCUGAAAAUGAUGAAGGAUUUUUUUUGGAAGAAGUCGUAGUCUUCGGACUAACAUACCCACAUUGUAGUUUCCAGAAUAGUUCCCCUGAGACUGUUGUUUCCAGAAUAAUUCACCUCACAUUGUAGUGUAGACUAAUUCCCCUCACAUUUUAGUGUGUAGAAUAAUUCCCCUCACAUUGCAGUGUCUAGACUAAUUCCCCUCACAUUGCAGUGUCUAGACUAAUUCCCCUCACAUUGCAGUGUCUAGACUAAUUCCCCUCACAUUGCAGUGUCUAGACUAAUUCCCCUCACAUUGCAGUGUCUAGACUAAUUCCCCUCACAUUGCAGUGUCUAGACUAAUUCCCCUCACAUUGCAGUGUCUAGACUAAUUCCCCUCACAUUGCAGUGUCUAGACUAAUUCCCCUCACAUUGUAGUGUCUAGACUAAUUCCCCUCACAUUGUAGUGUCUAGACUAAUUCCCCUCACAUUGUAGUGUCUAGACUAAUUCCCCUCACAUUGCAGUGUCUAGACUAAUUCCCCUCACAUUGCAGUGUCUAGACUAAUUCCCCUCACAUUGUAGUGUCUCGACUAAUUCCCCUCACACUGUACUGUCUAGACUAAUUCCCCGCACAUUGUAGUGUCUAGACUAAUUCCCCUCACAUUGUAGUGUCUAGACUAAUUCCCCUCACAUUGUAGUGUAGACAAAUUCCCCUCACAUUGUAGUGUGUAGACAAAUUCCCCUCACACUGUACUGUCUAGACUGAUUCCCCUCACAUUGUAGUGUCUAGACUAAUUCCCCUCACAUUGUAGUGUCUAGACUAAUUCCCCUCACAUUGUAAUGUAGACAAAUUCCCCUCACAUUGUAGUGUCUAGACUAAUUCCCCUCACAUUGUAGUGUCUAGACUAACUCCCCUCACAUUGUAGUGUGUAGACAAAUUCCCCUCGCAUUGUAGUGUCUAGACUAAUUCCCAUCACAUUGUAGUGUCUAGACUAAUUCCCCUCACAUUGUAGUGUCUAGACUAAUUCCCCUCACAUUGUAGUGUCCAGACUAAUUCCCCUCACAUUGUAGUGUGUAGACUAAUUCCCCUCACAUUGUAGUGUGUAGACUAAUUCCCCUCACAUUGUAGUGUCUAGACAAAUUCCCCUCAUAUUGCAGUGUCUAGACGAAUUCCCCUCACAUUUUAGUGUCUAGACUAAUUCCCCUCACAUUGUAGUGUCUAGACUAAUUCCCCUCACAUUGUAGUGUCUAGACUAAUUCCCCUCACAUUGUAGUGUCUCGACUAAUUCCCCUCACAUUGUAGUGUAGACAAAUUCCCCUCACAUUGUAGUGUGUAGACAAAUUCCCCUCAAAUUGCAGUGUCUAGAUGAAUUCCCCUCACAUUGUAGUGUCUAGACUAAUUCCCCUCACAUUGUAGUGUCUAGACAAAUUCCCCUCACAUUGCAGUGUCUAGACUAAUUCCCCUCACAUUGUAGUGUCUAGACUAAUUCCCCUCACAUUGUAGUGUCUCGACUAAUUCCCCUCACACUGUACUGUCUAGACUAAUUCCUCUCACAUUGUAGUGUCUAGACUAAUUCCCCUCACAUUGUAGUGUAGACAAAUUCCCCUCACAUUGUAGUGUCUAGACUAAUUCCCCUCACAUUGUAUUGUCCAGACUAAUUCCCCUCACAUUGUAGUGUCUAGACUAAUUCCCCUCACAUUGUAUUGUCCAGACUAAUUCCCCUCACAUUGUAGUGUAGACAAAUUCCCCUCACAUUGUAGUGUCUAGACUAAUUCCCCUCACAUUGUAUUGUCCAGACUAAUUCCCCUCACAUUGUAGUGUCUAGACUAAUUCCCCUCACAUUGUAUUGUCCAGACUAAUUCCCCUCACAUUGUAGUGUAGACAAAUUCCCCUCACAUUGUAGUGUCUAGACUAAUUCCCCUCACAUUGUAGUGUCUAGACUAAU
This is a messenger RNA of Physella acuta, 2873 nucleotides long. Its product is annotated as protein mono-ADP-ribosyltransferase PARP14-like. Lineage: Eukaryota; Metazoa; Mollusca; Gastropoda; Physidae. Gene Ontology annotation, molecular function: transcription corepressor activity. Gene Ontology annotation, cellular component: nucleus; cytoplasm. The record is from RefSeq and is a predicted model, not a curated record. Gene Ontology annotation, biological process: negative regulation of gene expression.